UCAUCUAGAUCUUUCUCGCCAGUGAAAUCCAGUGAAAUGAAAAGCAGAUUGUGCUGCUGGCUGUGUGCUUAAUAUAGUAAGGAGGAAAUGGAAUACAGGAAGGAGGGAAUAUAAUAGUUUGAACUAAUUUUAAUAUUUUAAUAAUGAUCAUUGUACUCAUAAUGAAACUGGGGAGAUAAAAUUUGAGGUGGUAGGAUAUAAUUUGUUAUAAUAAUUGAAUCUCUAAAUACCUUAUGACGGUAUAACGUUUUUUCCCAGUAUGUCAGAGGGUUUUUUUGGAAUAUUUUAUUUUUAAAUAACUAGAAAAUGCCAAGAUUAGAGAUUUGAUAUCAUUGGGAACCAGGAAAGAAAAAAACACAUUUAUUUUUAUAUUAAAUGUUAAUGUAAUUCAUAAAUGUUGAAGAAAGAGUGAUUUGGAAAAGAUAGGAGUUAUCUAUGUAUUGUGUUGUAUGAUAUAUUCAAAUAAUGGGUUCAAGGGCACAGGGAAAUCUUGCAUUCUGGCAAUAUCCUCCUGUAUGUUCUUGAAGUGGGGCUUCUUUUGUUUUUUCCCCCCUCCCUCUGGUGCCUGGUGGUUCUAAUAGCCGUCUGGCUCGCUCUGGUGUUUUGUAAUCUCUGGCCUGGAUUUCUAGGAAGCAGCAAGUAAACUUGCACUGUAGAAUCCUGCUUGCUAAUUGCCUAGUGUGACUGACAGGCAGUUGACGUCAGUGAGGGGCCGCCUCCAGACACAUCUGCUAUGCUGUAGUUGCACACCCAACAAUCAGAGCUUGCUGUCUGCUGGACGGACCAAAGUGUAACACUGAAUGGUCUGCUUGAAAUAAACCAAAAGGCAUUCUGAGAUGGAUACCAGUGAAGAGCUUCCAAGAAAAGUUUUUAAGGCCAGAAAAACCAUGCGCACAAGUGACCGUCAGCAGUUAGAAGUCGUCUAUAAAAGCAAAGAGGAGCUUUUAAAAUCAAAUGACGAAAACAAAACUAAAUUGUGUAAUGGUAGACAUGAAAAUGGAGAUUCUGACAGCAAAAUAUCUCUAAAUACCAACUGCAUGGAUGAUACAGACAUUGAUAGCAUAAAUGAUGUGAGGCUGGGUCCAGAAGAACUACAGGGCAACUCCAUUGAUGAACUUGGUGUUGCACAAACACCUGAACCGAGUCCUGCUGAAAAAUGUCCAAAUGAUGAUAAGGAUUUGAGACCCCAAGAUGAAAAAAAUGACUCAACCCCCCCGGCUGCUGAAGAUGAACAAACGUCUACUGAGAAUGCAGAAAACCAAAAUUUGAUGGAUAAUGAGAGCACAGGAGAUGUUGCAGUGAAUUCAGAGAUUGUUGUGUUGAAGGAGGAUUCUCUAAUUGCAGUUAAAUCAUGUACUGAACCCCAGAGCCUUUUAGAAGAAGGGAAACCACCUUCUAUGGACGAAAACAGGGAUCACGAUGAUGUACCAGAUGAAAAUAGCCUUAAGUUAAAGUCUCCUUCUUCCUCUGUGAGAGAAAAGGAAGACCAUGAAAGUUCAAUGGAUAUUAGUGAAGAGGCAAUAUCAAGUAGCAUAGAAUCUGUGCAGGAGAAAAAUGAUUGUGAAAGCUCUAAGAUGGAGUGUGCAGAGACAGAAAAUGAAAAUGCAGUAAAAGACACAGCAGGUGAGUGCAGAUCAUUUGGGAAUUGCAUACUGGAAAUCGAAGAAAUAAUUCCUAUUUUGGAGAAAUUGGCCCCAGAGAAGGAAAGCGAAUUAUCCAACAAGCAAGAAGUUGUUCCUGAAGUGGAAUCCCCAACACCAAAGGACAUUCCAGUGCAAGAAGAACAAAUGGACACUUUUCUCAGUAGUUCUCCAACAAAAGAGGAAUGUAAUGGCAGCUUGCCGGAAGAGGCAUUUCUUGUCUUAUCAGAUGAGGAUGAGCCAGUAAUUGAGAUGCAAAGAGAAAGUGAAGAGCUGGUACCAAAAAAUGAUAGUCCUCCAGAUAUAGUCCACAAAGAGGAAGCAGUUGACACGAUACAAAAGCAGCAAGAACCAAAUGUAGUAGUGCCACGAAAAAGGUCCAGGUCUGAAGACAUGGACAGUAGUAUAUCGAAGCGGUGUCGAUAUUCUGGAGAUGAAUAUGAAGCAGCCUUAAAAGUGAAGAUCACUGCUCGAGGCGAGAUUCGCGAGACACUGGAGAAGAUCGUUCAGCAAAUUAUUGAAGAGCGGAUAAGCUCCAUGCAAAGUGGUGUUUUCGACAAGAAACUGGCAGAGCUGAAAAACAGAGUAGAAAAGAUAGAAUGCAACACAAGGCAUGAAUCUUUAAUCAAUGGCUUACAGGCAAAGCUAAUGCAGAUAGAGAAAAGGCUGGGGUCAGCAAAUCAAGCUCGAAAUGAUUCCAUCCUGAAAAAGGCACAAGAGAAUAUUUCCGUCUCCAUACCUCAACAAUCAUCUGGAGCCCAGACUACGCAACCCAAUUCUCCCAGCAAAUCCUGCAACCCCCCUGUUAGUGUUUCUAGCACCGUGCAGUGUCGUAGUGGAACAGUAAGGCAGAUGUUGGAUUUAAGAAGAAAUAUAGCUGAUAGCACAGUAUCAGGCCAGCCGUCUGCAAACACAAAUAAUACAGGUAUUGUCACAAACCUCACACCACCUCAGGUAGUUGGCGGACAAACGAAACCUCAGAAUACAGGGUCAUCUGGUGCUGUGGUUACUCCUGUGCUCCCAGCAACUGCAGCGGUGGUAGGAACCAAUCAGUCGGUGCCAGCCUCUGGCAGUAACCAGCCUAUUCCAGUAUCUCUACAGUCAGUGCCAGUAUUACUUACGGUUCCGGUGGCAAUGUCUUCCCAACCUCAGCUUCUGCAGGCCUCAACAAACAACUUGAUGACCAACCAGCAACCCGGACUUGAGUUUCUAUCUGUUCAAUCCCAACCUACGCUUAACAUCCUCCCAAAACCACUUGCACCACAAAUGCUGAAUGUAACAAAAGCAAAUGGUGCUAGUACUUCUUUGCCAAGCCCAGGAGUGCAGAGGAAGUCUCCUGCAACUAUGGGAUCAAUGCAGAUAAGUAAUGCUAUUUCCAAUCAGACUGCUUCUGUGAUUAGUUCCCAGACUGUUCUUUCACCGGUUUCACAAAUUUCCCGGACGUCACAGCAAUCUUUGAAUUCUCCAGGUCAUUUUAGCCCUUCAAAUACUACUAGGCCUGGAUUACCACCAAGGCCAUCACAGACUUACGGCCAAGGACUAGUUUCUGUGUCAUCAGGUCAACCAUUAACAUCCAGCUCAGAUGCCACCAAUAUAGGACCAUCCAGAACAGAAAGUAGCCUCAGUCAGGGCACCCAGAGACUUUCUACAGCAGUUCCUGGAGAAUCGCCAGCCAUUAAGAAAACUUCUCCUAGUGGCAACCAGAAUGGAAAGACAGGAGGAAGUGACACGGGAGCCGUCAUUGACCUGACAGGUGAUGAUGAAGAUGAAAUGUCUGCACAAGGUUCCAAGAAACAAAAUCAGCCUGUAAGCCAAGCAACGAGCCAGAUUCUGGUAUCCUCACCCACCAUCCAGACCCAGGUUCGACCUCCUGCAGCCCCCCAGGGGAUGUCUCCACAGCAGACCACCACACAGUCCCACUUACCGACAACCCAGACCAGCCCCAGUACGAUCGCGUUAACUGUGCAGACGGCCAGUGUGCAAAGCAUGUCUGCAGGUAGAGUAUUGACAGGGCAAACGAGUGUUAACAUAUUGCAGCUUCAACGUCCUCAGAUGCCGCCACCCCCUUCACAGAAUCCGGUCAGACUGCCACUUCCUGCUCUCCAAAGAGGAAGCACCAAUCCAGCGGUUUACACAGCGCCCCCCGCAUACCCAAGUCAUACUGCAGUGCGUGCAGUGACAACGCAGAGCCAAGCAAUGCGCCAGCCCAGUCCUCAGCCCCCUGUCACUGCAGGAAUGUCAAUUCGGCUGCCUCAAACCUCGUACAUUGUCAACAAUGUGAUCUCCAUCCCAAUGAUGCCGAAUAUGCCUCAGUUCACGGUACAUCACCGCCCUUCACAGCAGGAGCCACCACGACCCAUCCACCCGGCGCCGCUCCCUGAAGCCCAGGCACCACAGCGGCUACCUCCCGAGGCAGCCAACACCUCCCCGCCCCAGAAGCCCCAACUGAAGUUGGCCCGUGUCCAGAGCCAAAACGGAAUUGUCUUGUCCUGGAGUGUCUCUGAAGUGGACCGCACUUGCGUGCCUGUGGACAGUUAUCAUCUCUAUGCCUACCACGAAGACCCUGCCGCCACCACCACGCCAUCUCAGUGGAAGAAAAUCGGAGAAGUGAAGGCGCUGCCCCUUCCCAUGGCCUGCACUCUCACUCAGUUUGUGUCAGGAAGCAAGUAUUACUUCGCAGUCCGAGCGAAGGACAUUUACGGCCGAUAUGGACCUUUUUGUGACCCACAGUCGACUGAUGUGAUGUCGACUCAGGGUAAUUAAUACAUAAAAAAUCAAAACGGACAAAAAAAUCCCAAGAUAUUUUUUCAUUUCUUUUCUUACAUCAUGCAUGACGUGUUGUAGUUUUUCUAUAGAUGUCUCAGACUCAGUUAGUACCUGUGUACACUACACUGUAUAUAUAUAUAAGAGGGUCAUGAUAUAAAUGAGGCAGCACAAUAAAUACAGGAUAUUGCGUCGAAAUGUGCUGCUUACCUCCGCAAAGAAAAGUUGCAUUUCUUUUCACGGCAGACUCACUGUGACUGAAGAUGUUGGACUCUAAGAGUAAUUACUGAGGCAGCAGCAACAAUGGGAUAUUCUGCUUAUUCUAUGAUUCUUAAUCGGUCGAAGAAAAUUUAAAGAGAAACAUUCCUAAAUGUGACAUGAUGCGGACUGUUAAAGUGAUAACCCAUACUUGUAUUAACUCUGUUCUUUUUAUUUUUAUAAUUAUUUUCACUGCAGUUCCAACAAUCGUUUGGAAAAGCAGUGAAAAUUGAUCAGCAGUGACCAUAGGAUAAUUGGAUUUAUUGCAUUGUCUGAAAUACUCCCAAAAUAAAUACAACUUGCAAUAGACUGCAUACUUGAUUUUUCAAGGCAUUGUGACUGACUGAGCCUCAACAAAGUCAGACCUAUCCCCAUUCUUAAUUUUUCCAGUAAAAUAAUUGAAACAGUGUAAAACUUUGAUCUGUGUUGCUUCACUCUGUUUUGGUGGGAAGGGUUUUGGCACGACAGGGUGGUGAAUAAAAGCAGAUUCUAUGUUUUUUUGCCAAAUGCCUGUGUUAGAAGUGUUUUCAGAGCAAUCUGUUAGUUCAGAAGAUGCAGAUAAGAUUCUCGAAUAUAUUUUUAAUCAGUGUGAAAAAAGUACUUAUGUGUUCACUGGAUGGUGAGUCUUUGAGAGAACCUUUUUUUCAUCAGUACCACUUUUCUGGUCUAAUGAAUUUUUUAAAAAGAUAUAAAUAUAUAUAUAUGUAUAUGUCAAUCUCAAACCCGCUCUCCCAUUAAAGCCACUAUGUUGUAUAUA
Molecule: messenger RNA, 5418 nt
Organism: Amblyraja radiata (thorny skate)
Lineage: Eukaryota; Metazoa; Chordata; Chondrichthyes; Rajiformes; Rajidae
Product: activating transcription factor 7-interacting protein 1-like
Exons: 16
Coding region: 837-4403 (1188 amino acids)
Biological process (GO): regulation of DNA-templated transcription
Cellular component (GO): nucleus; transcription regulator complex
Molecular function (GO): protein binding; transcription coregulator activity
Source: RefSeq, a predicted model, not a curated record